Molecule: messenger RNA, 489 nt
Organism: Cylicostephanus goldi
Lineage: Eukaryota; Metazoa; Nematoda; Chromadorea; Rhabditida; Strongylidae
Source: the annotation of a GenBank genome assembly
AUGCCGGGAAACGGACGUAAAAGGAUGGAGGUGAAUGAUAUAUCUCACGAAUAUCUCUCGGAAGGCGAAGAAGCCAUUUUAGUGGAGGAUGGGAUCCACAUAGAGGGUAUCGAUGAAGUAGUUUAUGUCAAUGACAUCGGUGGCAUUAUCGUACCAGAGGUGUAUCAACAGUGGCCAGAAGGUGCCGUUGCAUUAGAGGAGAUCAGUGAUGAAGGACAGCUUGAAUUGCAAGCCUACGACGAACCUGACGAUGCGUACGAAAAUCAGCAGUACGAGUAUUCACAGAAUGAAGCUGUAUCUGCUGAGAGCAUCUCUAUGGAGCCGCACAUUUCUCUCGAAGAUGCCGUUCCCGUCCAAUAUGAAGAUGAAGACCUCGAUUACGCUGAAGAUGAGCUUGUACCCGGAGGGAGCUCACAGAUUGAUGAAUAUGAAAUGGAGGCCGAUAGGAUGGCGAAUCGAGGCCGUCGGUGCGUCUUCGAAUUUAUUUGA